Molecule: messenger RNA, 1820 nt
Organism: Pectinophora gossypiella (pink bollworm)
Lineage: Eukaryota; Metazoa; Arthropoda; Insecta; Lepidoptera; Gelechiidae
Exons: 1
Coding region: 94-1380 (428 amino acids)
Source: RefSeq, a predicted model, not a curated record
ACUGAGGACGGCUUGCUUGAUAAUUAUUGAUGUUUUGUUUGAUUAGCCUUUCCUUAUUAUUCUGUUAAUAAAAAUAUUACAUGUUAGAUCAAAAUGAAACCAGAAGAAUCAAAUGGAAAAGGUGAGGAAGUAGAUAACCCGGCUCCAGUAACCGGGGACGUUAUAGGAGAUACCGCUUAUAGUGAACGAUUCGUGUUAAAAAUACUCUUAAAAUUAGCAAACAAAGACACGUUAAAGGAUGAAAUACAAGAAAAAUCAUUCGAAGAUGAUCUUUGCACUCUUUGGGACAUGACAGCGGAGAGAGAUGUCGUGUUAUUUCUGUUAAAACACGAUGUGCUUAGUCUGUUCAACUUUGCGUUGCCAGAUAUCGAAUCCCCGCGGUUUAUUGAAAUAAUCAUCGGUAUUGUAGGCAACAUGUGUUGUCAGAAGGAAGCCGUGGCUACUCUGUUGAAAAUGGACAGCUUUUUGACUUCUUUAUUGGAGUAUAUGAAGAGUGACGAUAGCCUGAUACUUAUCCAAGUGCUGCGACUUGUAAGUUCCAGCUUAUUCAUAGCAAGCGAAGACGACUUGCUGAUUUGGCUGACUCUGUUUAAAUCCGUCGAUUACUCCAAUGCUCUGUACUUUAUGUUGAAGAAUUCAUCACACAAGGAGCUGUUGGUUACUGCUCUAGAAAAUUUCAACACAGUUACUUCUUAUUGCAAUAUCGAGAAAUUCAGAUUACAGUUUUUUACUCAUUUUGUGACGCCGGAAGCAAUGGAAUCCUUAUCUACAGCUUUCACAGAAGUAACCACAAGUCAUAAGGAUGCAUGUGAAAAGGAAGAGUUGGAAAGAAUAUUUGAUAUAACCUUGCAACUGACUUUAAAUUUAGUUGGUUUCGAUAAGUCUCCUGAAAUUUACGAAGGCAGUAAACAAGAUGCUGUAAAGAUCAUCACAAAUGUACUUUGUUAUUACGAAAACAAACUUGUUGAUCAGAAGGAAAUUGACACGGAUGUUGUGGACAUUAUUGAUUCAACUAACACUGUUGUUCAUAUAUUGAAACUCAGUGAAAUAUGUGAUCCUGAUAAGUAUUGUUCACCUAGUUACAACAUGUGGAAGACUUUGAAAUCUAUCACAAAAAGUAAUAAAAACGGUUGCAGUUUCGAAGAAGACGAUAUUGAUGACUUAGAAGACUUUGUCAUCAAAAUGAAGUGUCCUCUUAGUACAUUGAUUUGCAAUUACUUAGCAAAAUGCUCAGAAAAUAACUUGCUGAAAGUUUUAGAUGAAAUUGGUUCGGACUAUGAAGAAAUAUUCAGUUUAGUCACUGAUGAGGAGAUAAGAGACAAUGUUUCUAAAAGAGCAGCAAACUAUACAACCAGAUUAAAAGACAAUGUGGAUUCUUAAUCGACUUGAUAUUUUAACACUAACGGACAACAUCAACAGAUUAUGUCUCAAUCCCAAGUGUCAUAGUGAGUGUCUAUUAUGAAUGAAUGGUCAGUGACAAUGCUAGUGUUAAAGAAACAGUUGUAUUCUAUAAGCUAAUAAUAAUCUGCAGGAUAAUGACUGCUUCCCUUUCAUUUCCUUCCUGUUUUAAUAAAUUUAUAUCACAACAUUUUACCACCAACAUCACUGUGUUCCAUAUUGUAGAGACUGCAAAAUAUAAAUGACACUAUAAUGUAACAUCACACACCAUAAUGUCAAUUCCAAUGUAUGAGAUCACAGAGGAUGGAGAGAGUGAUUAUUUAAUUAAUUUAAAAUUUAUAGAAAAUCUUUUGUACUCAUUAGUAUUUGUACAUAUUUGUAUAAGUAAUAAAUACCCAUUUAAGCAAUGUGAUUAAAAUCAA